AUGGGUAACAAUGGUCAGAGAUGUCUUGGUUUGCUCUCCUUUCUGAGGAAAGCUGUUCAGCACUCACGGACGCCUCCUUCGGUAACUGAAAUACCGCGCACUUACGUCCUUGGGAAUACGUCAGCAGAUCUAGAUUCAAUCAUUUCUGCAAUCAUAUACUCUUACUUCGCAUCUUCAGCAAAGUCUGAAAAGGAGCUUCAUUAUAUACCAGUGAUAAACCUAUCGGAAGUCCCAGCAGGGCGAGAAUUUAGAAGGUUACGACCAGAAUUCGUCACAGCUUUGAGUCUUGCUACCCAGCGUCCGUUGAAAAAUGCACAUAUCAAGGGCUCGGGUGGUUUGAAAACUUUACCUAAAGAUGAUGAUACCGACAAUCUACUCCAAGAAAGUAUCCUGACGGUCUCAGGCUUAAGGGAUGAUCUACUUAACUGGAAAACCUCGAAUGAUAAGCAGUCGAUGGCAUUAAAUAUUGUUAUGGUGGAUUGGAACGCGUUACCAAAAACACCUCCUCAUGGGUUCGGAAUUCCUGGACUUUCAGAUACGGUCCAGGGUAUCGAUCUGUCUGUGGUGGGUUGCAUCGAUCAUCAUGACGAUGAGGGCUUUAUCUCAAAGCAUCUGGUUCCGGGACCGGGAACCCAAGUGUCACACAUUCAAACCGGGGUGGGGAGUUGCACUUCCUUAAUCAUCCGUGAGCUUCGAAACUUAGGAUGGUGGAAUGACACUAUUGACGAUCACCAAGUGACUUCUGGCGAAACGGGCCCCGGUGAUGCGGAAUUCGAAUCACAGGCUGCACAACUUGCUCUGGCUGCUAUCCUAGCGGACACUGCGAAUAUGACAAAUGAAAGCAAAGUCUCAGACGUGGAUCGAGAGGCUGUCAAAUUUCUAGAAAAGAAAAUUACGCAGUGCACGUCUAUCGCCUGGGAUCGUAACAGCUUCUAUGAGCUCAUUAUGGAUGCCAAAUCUUCUAGCGUGGACUACCUUACGGCCCACGAAACAUUGGGAAGAGAUUACAAAGAAUGGACAGAGUCUGUUGGAUCUGGAAAUAAUGUCAAGAUUGGGAUAUGUUCUGUUGUCAAGCCGAUGUCUUGGAUCCUUGAAAAAUGUGGAUCAGAGUAUUCUCAAGAGGAGUAUGACGAAGAAGCAUUCUUUGAUGUUCUGGGCUCCUUUUCCAGUACCCGAGACCUUGACAUUGUUGCAGUCAUGACCGCCUUUUCAUCCUCUCCUAAAGAUGAGUUCCAGCGUGAAUUGGUUCUUACGGUGUUGAAUGAUGAGUAUCUUUCUAAGCUUGGAGAGUUUGAGGAGGCUGGCUUUGACUACCUACGCCUGGAAAAGAGACCUUUUAAUGAAAAGGAUAAGGACCUUGGGAACAUAGGGAGAAACACGCGCGUAUGGCGCCAGUUGGACGUUACAAAAAGUAGAAAACAGGUAGCUCCUUUGGUGCGCAGGGUAUUCGCAGGGGUAGCCUGA
Messenger RNA from Nannizzia gypsea CBS 118893, 1464 nucleotides. RefSeq lists its product as hypothetical. The transcript has a single exon. The record is from RefSeq and is a predicted model, not a curated record. Gene Ontology annotation, molecular function: exopolyphosphatase activity. The coding region runs from base 1 to 1464 and encodes 487 amino acids. Gene Ontology annotation, cellular component: cytoplasm. Lineage: Eukaryota; Fungi; Ascomycota; Eurotiomycetes; Onygenales; Arthrodermataceae.